AUGUCAAAGAAGGGCGCGGGCAGCCGGGCCAAGGGAGACAAAGCGGAGGCACUCGCCGCAUUGCAGGCUGCCAACGAGGAGCUACGAGCCAAGCUCACGGAUAUCCAGAUUGAGCUACAGCAGGAGAAAAGCAAGGUCAGCAAAGUGGAACGGGAGAAGAGCCAGGAGCUGAAGCAGGUGCGCGAACACGAGCAGCGAAAGCACGCGGUCCUGGUCACUGAGCUCAAGACCAAGCUGCACGAGGAGAAGAUGAAGGAGCUGCAGGCAGUGCGGGAGGCGCUGUUAAGGCAGCACGAGGCCGAGCUGCUAAGGGUCAUCAAGAUCAAGGACAAUGAGAACCAGCGGCUGCAGGCGCUUCUCAACACCCUGCGGGACGGUGCACCUGACAAGGUGAAGACGGUGCUCCUGUGCGAGGCUAAGGAAGAGGCCAAGAAGGGCUUUGAGGUAGAGAAGGUCAAGAUGCAACAAGAGAUAUCAGAGCUCAAGGGGGCCAAAAAGCAGGUGGAGGAGGCACUGACAAUGGUCAUCCAGGCUGACAAGAUCAAGGCCGCGGAGAUCAGGAGUGUCUACCAUCUGCACCAAGAAGAAAUUGUUCGCAUCAAGAAGGAGUGUGAGCGUGAGAUCCGCAGGCUGAUGGAGGAGAUAAGAUUUAAAGACAGAGCAGUCUUCGUGCUGGAAAGAGAGUUAGGGGUUCAAGCCGGGCAUGCCCAGAGACUGCAGCUCCAGAAAGAGGCUCUAGAUGAGCAACUUUCCCAGGCCAAAGAGGCUGAGCGGCACCCAGGCAGCCCCAGACGGGAACUUCCUUAUGCAAGCGGUGCAGGAGACGCCUCAGACCACUCAGGAAGCCCUGAACAGCAGUUGGACGAAAAGGAUGCCAGGCGCUUCCAACUUAAAAUCGCUGAGUUAAGCGCCAUCAUUCGUAAACUGGAAGACCGCAACGCCUUGCUGUCCGAAGAAAGAAAUGAGCUGCUAAAGCGGCUGAGAGAAGCUGAAAGUCAGUACAAGCCGUUGCUGGAUAAAAACAAGCGUCUGACUCGGAAGAACGAAGACUUGUCUCACACUCUGCGGCGCAUAGAAAGCAAGUUGAAAUUUGUUACUCAGGAGAACAUAGAAAUGAGGCAGAAAGCCGGAAUCAUCCGGAGACCCAGCUCCUUAAAUGACCUUGAUCAAAGUCAAGAUGAGAGAGAGAUCGACUUCCUGAAGCUCCAGAUUGUGGAGCAGCAGAACCUCAUUGAUGAACUUUCCAAGACCCUGGAGACAGCAGGCUAUGUGAAGAGUGUGUUGGAACGUGAUAAGCUGUUGCGGUAUCGGAAACAAAGAAAGAAAAUGGCGAAACUCCCCAAGCCGGUUGUUGUGGAGACCUUCUUUGGCUAUGAUGAAGAAGCUUCCUUGGAAUCCGAUGGCUCUUCCAUUUCUUAUCAAACCGACAGGACAGACCAGACCCCAUGCACCCCCGAAGAUGACCUGGAAGAGGGUAUGGCCAAGGAAGAGACGGAGCUGAGGUUCCGGCAGCUGACCAUGGAGUACCAGGCAUUGCAGCGAGCUUAUGCCUUGCUGCAGGAACAAGUCGGCGGGACACUGGAUGCAGAGCGAGAAGUUAAGACCCGUGAGCAGCUGCAAGCAGAAAUCCAGAGAGCACAGACCCGGGUGGAAGACCUGGAAAAGGCACUGGCUGAGCAGGGGCAGGAUAUGAAGUGGAUUGAGGAGAAGCAAGCGCUGUACCGAAGGAACCAAGAGCUUGUAGAAAAGAUAAAACAAAUGGAGACGGAGGAGGCCCGGCUGAAACAUGAGGUCCAGGAUGCAAAGGACCAGAAUGAACUGCUGGAAUUCAGGAUCCUGGAGCUUGAGGAGAGGGAGAGGAAGUCACCGGCCAUCAACUUCCACCAUACGCCAUUCGUGGAUGGGAAGAGCCCCCUGCAGGUGUACUGUGAGGCCGAAGGUGUAACGGACAUCCUGGUCACGGAGCUGAUGAAGAAGCUGGAUAUCUUGGGGGAUAACGCCGUAAGUAAUCUGACCAAUGAGGAACAAGUGGUUGUCAUUCAAGCCAGGACAGUCCUGACCCUGGCAGAAAAGUGGCUCCAGAGGAUUGAAGAGACAGAGUCAGCGCUACAGCGGAAAAUGGUAGACCUGGAGAGCGAGAAGGAGCUGUUCAGCAAGCAGAAAGGCUACCUGGAUGAGGAGUUGGACUACAGGAAGCAGGCAUUGGACCAAGCCCACAAGCACAUCCUGGAGCUGGAAGCCAUGUUGUAUGAUGCCCUGCAGCAGGAAGCCGGGGCCAAGGUGGCUGAGCUGCUGUCAGAAGAGGAACGUGAGAAGCUCAAGGUGGCAGUGGAGCAGUGGAAGCGCCAGGUCAUGAGCGAGCUACGGGAGCGCGAUGCCCAGAUCCUGAGGGAGCGUAUGGAGCUGCUGCAGAUUGCACAGCAGAGAAUAAAAGAGUUAGAAGAAAGAAUAGAAACCCAGAAGAGACAAAUAAAGGAGCUGGAAGAAAAGUUUUUAUUUUUGUUCUUGUUUUUCUCCCUAGCUUUCAUUCUCUGGUCAUAG
Molecule: messenger RNA, 2541 nt
Organism: Arvicola amphibius (Eurasian water vole)
Lineage: Eukaryota; Metazoa; Chordata; Mammalia; Rodentia; Cricetidae
Gene: Jakmip3
Product: Janus kinase and microtubule interacting protein 3
Exons: 21
Coding region: 1-2541 (846 amino acids)
Molecular function (GO): kinase binding; microtubule binding
Source: RefSeq, a predicted model, not a curated record